GCGGCACAGAGCGGUCGGUUUCUCCUUGGACGGGAAAUGGGUCAGAGGGAGAGGAGGAGAGCUGUUUGAAUUUCUAAAAAGCACAGAAAGUACUGCUCACUCGCGACGAGAGGUGCCUAAUAAACAUCGCAGAAAGAUUAACAGAAGAAGAUGAAGCGCGAUGUGCGGAUCCUGCUGUUAGGGGAGCCCAAGGUGGGGAAGACCUCUCUCAUUAUGUCCUUGGUAGGAGAGGAGUUUCCUGAGGCGGUUCCCUUGCGGGCUGAGGAGAUCACCAUACCUGCAGAUGUCACACCUGAGAAAGUGCCCACUCAUAUAGUGGACUACUCUGAGACUGAGCAAUCAGAAGAAGUGCUGAGAGAAGAGAUUGUUAAGGCUAACGUUGUAUGUGUGGUGUAUGACGUAACGCAGGAGGAAACCAUCGACAAGAUCAGAACUAAAUGGAUUCCUCUUGUGAACGGUGGAGCUGAAAAAGGCAGCAAGAUUCCCAUCAUACUUGUCGGCAACAAGUCUGAUCUGCGGUCUGGCAGCUCCAUGGAAACCAUUCUGCCAAUCAUGAACCAGUUCUCUGAGAUCGAGACCUGUGUGGAGUGCUCUGCGAAGAAUCUGAAAAAUAUUUCCGAGCUGUUCUACUACGCUCAGAAAGCUGUUCUCCACCCUACUGCACCACUGUACGAUCCUGAGGACAAACAGCUGAAGCCACAGUGUGUCCGUGCCCUCAGUCGGAUCUUUAGCAUAUCUGAUCAAGACAACGAUCGAAUUCUCAGCGAUGCUGAGCUCAACAACUUUCAGAAAUCCUGUUUUGGGAAUCCAUUAGCCCCUCAGGCUCUGGAGGAUGUGAAAACGGUCGUGUGGAAAAACACCAGCGAUGGGGUGCAGGACAACGGACUGACGCUGAAUGGUUUCCUGUUUUUGAACACACUUUUUAUUCAAAGAGGACGUCACGAGACCACAUGGACCAUCCUGCGCAAGUUCGGCUAUGACGACACACUCGAGCUCACAGAUGACUACCUCUAUCCACAGUUACGAGUACCUGUCGGUUGUACGACAGAGCUGAAUCAUCUCGGUUAUCAGUUCCUCCAGAGGCUCUUUGAAAAGUACGAUGAGGACAAGGACUCUGCUCUCUCUCCAGCAGAGCUGCGGAACCUGUUUAGCGUAUUUCCCUACAUGCCCUGGAGCGAGUCUGUGUACAGCAGUGUCCACACCACGGAGGAGAAUUACAUCUCUCAACAUGGCUACCUCUGCCAGUGGACGUUGUCAGCGUACUUGGACGUCCAUCGGUGUCUGGAGUACCUGGGUUACCUUGGUUAUCCCAUUCUCAUGGAGCAGGAUUCUCAGACGUCUGCGGUCACAGUAACCAGAGAAAAAGUGUUAGAUUUGGAAAAGGGGCAGACACAGCGUUCUGUGUUUCUUUGCAAAGUGAUUGGUCCACGUGGGACAGGAAAGACCGCUUUCCUGCAAGCUUUCCUGGGCCGGAGUCUUGUGAGUGACGAGCGUAAUCCCAGUGCCUUCUCUCUCUACACCAUAAACACGGUCACUGUUGCCAACCAGGAGAAAUACCUAAUCCUGGAGGAAGUUGAUGUGGAAACAGAGUUCCUGAAGACAGCAGAUGCAGCAUGUGAUGUUGCCUGUCUGAUGUAUGAUGUCAGUGACCCAGACUCAUUCAACUACUGUGCUAGUAUAUACAAGCAGCACUACAUGGACCGUGGGGUGCCAUGUGUGGUUGUGGGCUCCAAGGUGGACCUGCCAGAGGUGAAGCAGCAUCACGGCAUGAGCCCUGCCGAAUUCUGCUACAAACACAGGCUCCCUGCUCCACUGCGCUUCUCCACACUGCACACAAACUGCAACACGCACAUCUACACCAAGCUCUCCUGGGCAGCCAUGUACCCGCACCUGAAUGGCUCGGACAUGAGCAGCACUUCCUUCUGGCUGCGUGUGACGCUUGGAGCUGCAAUAGCCACCGUGCUGGGCUUCGCCUUCUACAGAGCCUUCUUCAGACACAAAUAACACACACACUCCAACAACAUUCUUUGAUCAUCUCAUUCUCUUCAGUUGCUGUUUUACUCCUCUUUUUCUCUCUCUGUCUCACACAUAUGUAAAUUCACAUUGUCUGCCUUACCAUGUCAAUUACGGACAGCAUCACCAGGAGACUUUGAGGUAAGCCUCAGCAUGGAGCCCCAGUCUCCAUGGCCACGGUCACCAGGACUUUGGGCAGCUGUAUACGUUCCAGUGGUACAAGUCCCCUCAUACAUACACAGCGGCAGCUGUGAACUUUAUGCUGGAGAAGAAAGCUAGAAGCUUUGUUAACCAAUCUUAUUGUCACCAUUCAUGGUUGACCUUUGACUUGUGUGAUAUUUUUGCCAAAUUGAUUUACAGUUUAACUGAAACCCACACAUACCUAAACAGUGUCAAUGAGAGACAGUGAGAGAGAGACAGAAAUAGAUAGGGCUUGUGUGUAUGAGAGAGAGUGUGAGUGAGGGAUUGAAUUGCACCCUGCAAACAGUGGGAGAGAUGCUGCAAUUGUAUUGAAUUAUUUUAUUUGGGUGGAACCUCCUGGUUGCCAAUUCAACCAGAUAUUCCUUGUGUUAUAUUGAUGACUGACAGGGAAGAAGAAUUUCCCUUGUAUUUUUUUUCCUGAAUGCCAGUUUUGGACCAUCCGCACUUAUCUUACUGUUGUACCUUUUAUAAGAGGCGAAAUGUGUCUCAAAUCAGCUGAGAAAUUUAGGAUUGACUACAAAAGCUAUGGAUGGUUGGACCUUUUAAAGGAGAAUUCUGACAAUUCUUCAGAAUGUUUGCAUAAUUCAGUCAGUGAGAUAUAAACAUAUUCAGAGUGAUUUGAUGUGUUCUUUACAGUGAUGGUGAUGAUAACCAAGGAUCAGGAGGUCUACAAUUUGCAUUUAUAGCAGUUUUAUUUGCUAUCCAAAAUAACAGCCCAUGUGGCUUAGUGUUUAUAUGUAAUGAGAAUGGUAAAUAAUAAACGUUUUCUGUUGGUGCUAUUUUGCCUUACGUCACCCUGCAUUAAAAUUUAUAACCAUUUCAUGUAAUAACUUUCUGUAAGGUACAUUUUAGUGGCAUCAUUUAACUGGUUCACUAUCACUAUGAAUAAUUCUGACUGGGUAGGUUUCUCACAUCAAAUCAGUCUGAAUGAGUUUGUUUACACCUUAUCGAUUGAAAAAUGCCGAUAAUGUUGAAAAGUCAGUGUCUCUAAAACCUAAAGAAAUCUCAAUCAGCUUUUCAACUACAAUGUGGACCUCAUUCAUAUAGCGACCAAGCGCUUUCAGAAUUGAAUCACAUGCAUCAGAUCCCAUCAGGUUAAGGUCUCCACUGUUUAGUGGAGAUGUGCACGUGUAUGUGGAUUGAAGACUGAUAGACUCUUUCUGUGAGAGAUAAUGCCUGUAUGUGUGUGCUUGUGCCUGUGUGAGAGUACAUUUCUAAACUUAAGGACUAAAUUCAGUUUGCUUUUGCCUGUCAUUUUUAUGGAAGCCCACCAGUGAAAUUAUCAAAGUAGUAGUUAUCAAACUAUCCAGUAUUGUUUCUUGGAAUAAUUCCAUAUCUGGCUCAGCAGCCUAGCCUUCCGUUACAUGCAUUGGGUAUACACACACACUUUCGAAUGGUCCAACUGCAGUCCCUUCAGCUUUGCCCCUGGGUUGUGGACAUGUUCUUCCAUGAAAUAUUUAAUUUAAUCAAAGUCAGUAUGUCCUAAGAAAGGUAUUUUGUAAUAAACAUUUUUUUUUUCAUGUGGG
Messenger RNA from Colossoma macropomum (tambaqui), 3740 nucleotides. RefSeq names its product ras homolog family member T2 (gene rhot2). Gene Ontology annotation, molecular function: GTPase activity; calcium ion binding; GTP binding. Gene Ontology annotation, biological process: small GTPase-mediated signal transduction; mitochondrion organization. Lineage: Eukaryota; Metazoa; Chordata; Actinopteri; Characiformes; Serrasalmidae. Gene Ontology annotation, cellular component: mitochondrial outer membrane. The record is from RefSeq and is a predicted model, not a curated record. Bases 151 to 2004 code for a protein of 617 amino acids. The transcript has 19 exons.